Molecule: messenger RNA, 735 nt
Organism: Cladophialophora psammophila CBS 110553
Lineage: Eukaryota; Fungi; Ascomycota; Eurotiomycetes; Chaetothyriales; Herpotrichiellaceae
Exons: 2
Coding region: 1-735 (244 amino acids)
Biological process (GO): removal of superoxide radicals
Cellular component (GO): cytoplasm
Molecular function (GO): superoxide dismutase copper chaperone activity; copper ion binding
Source: RefSeq, a predicted model, not a curated record
AUGCUGACCACGGCACAGACAACUUUUGCGGUGCCUCUGCACUGCGAUUCCUGCGUCCAGGAUGUGACUGGCGCCUUGGAGAAAGUACAAGGCAUCACCGAGAUCCAAGCCAAUCUUAAAGACCAACUUUUUUACAUUGAAGGAACGGCCCCUCCUUCAUCAAUCGUGUCAGCCAUUGAAUCUACGGGACGGGAUGCCAUCUUACGGGGCAGCGGGAAGUCCAACUCUGCCGGUGUGUGCAUCUUGGAAACUCAUGCAGAAGGCGUGUCAGAUCCGGUCCGUGGCCUCGCACGGAUGGUCCAAGUCUCGGACAGUCACACCCUGGUUGACCUGACAUUACGCGGGGUGUCGCCGGGAACAUAUCAUGCCACGAUAAGGGAGACAGGUGAUAUAUCACGUGGGGCAGCCUCGACAGGUGGCAUCUGGGAAGCUGUCAAGGAACUAGCGGGCUUCAGGCAGCCUCGCGGCAUGUUUGGGACGGUGGAGGUGAAGCAGGAUGGCCGAGGCAGCGCAUUCCUGGAUCGCCCGGUGUCAACAUGGGAGAUUAUCGGUCGCAGCAUGGUGGUGUCGAAACAACCACCAGAGGGAGCGUUUCAGACCGAAGAUCCAGAUAUCCUAGUCGGGGUCAUUGCUCGCAGUGCCGGAGUGUGGGACAAUGAUAAGACCGUGUGUAGCUGUUCGGGGAAGACAGUAUGGGAGGAGCGCAAGGAGCAGGUCGAAAAGGGGAUGCUAUGA